AUGAGGCGACGAACCAAAUCAGCCGCCCACGCCGCGCUGCACGUCCUUUUCGGCUCGCGGCUGAAUCUGCUCCUGCCGUGCGGCCCUGCGGCGCUUUUGGCAGCGCGCCUCGGCAUCGGCGACGAGAUCUCUUUCCUACUCGCGCUUGCAGCGCUCUGCCCGCUCGCCGAGCGCAUUGGCUACGCCACGGAGCAGGCGGCGCUCCACACUUCGAGCCAGGCUGGCGCGCUGCUCAACGCCACCUUUGGCAACGCGACUGAGCUCAUCGUGUCGCUCUGCGCCAUCCGCGAGGGGCUGCUGCGGGUGGUGCAGCUCUCGCUACUGGGCUCGGUCCUCUCGAACCUGCUGCUCGUGCUCGGCUGCGCCUUCUUCUUUGGGGGCGUGCGGCACGCCACGCAGCGAUACGACCAAAAGAGCGCAGAGGCGCACGCCGCAGUCCUGGUCCUGGGCGCCGUGACUAUGGUUGUUCCGGACGUCCUCGGCGAGGGCGAGACAAAGUCGUCGCGGCACGAGGACACGGAGAGCGACGUGCUCUCGCUCUCGCGGUGGGGGGCCGCGGCGGGUGCGAAGGUUCCACUCGCAUUCGUCUCCACCAUCUUGCUGCCCAUCGUCGGAAACGCCGCCGAGCACGCGUCCGCGGCCUUAGACGCGGUCGCCCUCGCCGCCAGGAACAAGCCCGACCUCGCCAUCGGAGUCGCGGUCGGGUCGGCGACGCAGAUCACGCUGCUGGGCUUCCCGGCGUCGGUGCUCGCGGCGUGGGCAUAUGGCGAGCCUCUCUCGCUCGACAUGCUUCCCUUCGAGACGGCCUGCCUCGUGCUCACCAUCCUCGGCGUGGCGACGGUGCUGCCCUCUGGCCGCUCCAACUGGCUCAAGGGGCUUACUCUCAUCAGCCUGUACGUGGUCAUCGCUCUCGCAUUCCUUUUCCAUGACUCGUCGGAGACGCGCGCGCCGGCGGCCGCGAAGCACAAGCGGCUGGGCUGA
Molecule: messenger RNA, 981 nt
Organism: Emiliania huxleyi CCMP1516
Lineage: Eukaryota; Haptophyta; Isochrysidales; Noelaerhabdaceae
Exons: 7
Coding region: 1-981 (326 amino acids)
Biological process (GO): calcium ion transmembrane transport; intracellular calcium ion homeostasis
Cellular component (GO): plant-type vacuole membrane
Molecular function (GO): calcium:proton antiporter activity
Source: RefSeq, a predicted model, not a curated record